GUCACGGAGAUAAAGAAUCGUUUUCUAAGAUCAGAUGUGACGGCACUCCGUAACAUUUCAGUCGCGACAAUUGACAGUUUUCAGGGUCAGGAGAAUGACAUUAUACUCAUAUCACUGGUCCGUAGCAGCAAAAGUGGAAAAAUUGGUCACUUGUCUUCAUCGAACCGUUUGUGCGUGGCCAUUUCUCGAGCACGCUGUGGCUUGUAUCUAUUUGGCAAUGAUGCUCAGUUGAGUAAGGCUUCUAAAAUUUGGAAGAAAGUCACUGAAGCCAUGUGGAAAAGGAGGUGUCUUGGUGACAGAUUUCCGUUUCGUUCCAGUAGUCAAUUCAAAUCACAAGGGGAAGCCGAGGAUCAGAUGGAAGGCCGUUCUCCUGGGAAGGAACCGCAAACCAUGUUUGUUGGUAAGAAAGGAUUAUCCGUUUUAUCACCUCGCUAA
Molecule: messenger RNA, 435 nt
Organism: Orbicella faveolata
Lineage: Eukaryota; Metazoa; Cnidaria; Anthozoa; Scleractinia; Merulinidae
Product: NFX1-type zinc finger-containing protein 1-like
Biological process (GO): regulatory ncRNA-mediated heterochromatin formation
Cellular component (GO): nuclear RNA-directed RNA polymerase complex
Molecular function (GO): helicase activity
Source: RefSeq, a predicted model, not a curated record